CCUCCCUCACAUCUCCUGCCCACCCUUCAUCCUCAGACGGCUCGCGGGGACCUGCCAUCGCAGCCGGACCUUCCCCAUACCCUCACCAUGAAGGGCCCCCUGCUCGGAGGCAUGUUCUCCCGGCAUGUCAAGAGGCACCCCGGACUCAUUCCACUCAUUGGCUUCAUCAGUGUUGGCCUGGGCAGUGCCGUCCUGUACUUGCUAAGGCUGGCCCUGUACAGCCCGGAUGUCAGCUGGGAUCGAAAAAAUAAUCCUGAACCCUGGAAUAAGCUGAGCCCCACGGACCAGUAUAAAUUUCUGGCAGUUUCCACCGACUACAAGAGCCUCAAGAAAGACCGUCCCAGUUUCUGAGCUGACCCCAGGACGUGCUGGGGCAGGGGAGAGGGCACCCAACCCCCCAGCAGCACCGCCACUGCCCCUGCCAGCCCUCCUGGCUCUCACCUGUCCCACAGCUCUGCAAGUCACCGCACACACAGGUCUGACUGCUUCCCCAGCACACCCAAACCCUGGGGCUGUGCCCCCCCCCCCCCCCCCAAUAAACCACACCAUUUGG
Molecule: messenger RNA, 553 nt
Organism: Tyto alba (common barn owl)
Lineage: Eukaryota; Metazoa; Chordata; Aves; Strigiformes; Tytonidae
Gene: COXFA4L2
Product: NDUFA4 mitochondrial complex associated like 2
Exons: 4
Coding region: 88-351 (87 amino acids)
Source: RefSeq, a predicted model, not a curated record